Lactuca virosa is the source of this 1257-nucleotide messenger RNA. NCBI's taxonomy places the organism in Eukaryota, Viridiplantae, Streptophyta, Magnoliopsida, Asterales, Asteraceae. The record is from the annotation of a GenBank genome assembly.
AUGGGUGAUCAAAGUGUCACUUUGAUUGAUGAUGUGGAUGCGCUGAGGGACGAUUUGACACUAAAAGUUUGUGUCAUAAACUUGUGGAACCAUAUGUCAUUCUACAACAAGGAUAACAUUUGGGCCAUUGAAUUAAUCUUACUUGAUGAAAAUGGGAGAAAAAUCCAAGCUACUGUCUACAAAAAAUGUUUGUAUCGUUUCAAAAAUCUGUUAAAGGAUGGGUCAUCUUUUUACAUCACAAGACCAAGUGUUGCAUCACAAAAGCCCGGUAGUUUCAAACUAACUCCUCAAGAUCAAAAACUAACAUUUGUCCAAGAUACUGUUGUUACAGAAUGUGCAGAAUUUUCUGGAUCUAAAUUUGGAUUUUCAUUUGUUGAGUAUCAAUCUAUACUCUCAUUUCUACAUCCUCAAGAUACAUCUGUUGAUGUUAUUGGAUUGGUAGUUGCUGUUAGUGAGAUGAUAAGAGAUAAUUCAGAUAAGUCUAAACAGAGGCUAACCAUUCACAUCCAAGAUGCAAAUGCUUUGCAACUCCGUGUAAUUUUGCGGGGUGAUUAUGCGUACAAGAUGCAGAAUUACAUAGAUAACAAUCCACCAAAUCAACAUGUUGUUGUUAUACUUCAGUUUGCACAGAUUACUAUUUGGAGAGAUCGUCCAAGUGUUAACACCUACUUUACAUCUUCAAAGUUGUUCAUUAACUCAGAAAUUGAUGAAAUUACUCUCUUCAAAAAAGUUAGAACUAAGCUGAAGACUAUUGCUGAGAUUUUUGAACCCCUUGAGAGUGGAGACAGUACUGAAUUUUUUCCGGGGGAGGUUAAUGCAUUGAAAGGUUUGAAAUUGGCAUUCAAGAUUUUUGUUACGGAUUUCAAUGUGUCAAAAAAAAUCAAUCAAUAUGGAAUUACUAGAGUCAGUGAUAAUGUUGAUAUAAUUGAACAACUCGAAAACAAGUUUACUGAUUCACAGACUGGUAUAACACACUCUCUGGAUAUUGGUUUGGCCGAAUUCGAAUCUCAAGACAACAGAACUCUAAAGGAUGUAAUUUCUGGUACCGACGACAACAUAACUCCUUCCAAUGUUGACAAAAACUCAGCAACAAGCCCAAUGAAGUUAAACAACACAACACCCGUUUUAAAACGAAAUCUAGAAGAAGUCUUUAAUAAAGAAUUGAAUGAAAACUUAUCGUCCUCAAAAACUCCAAAAGUAUCUCCAGAUGGUCCAGGAAAACAGUUAUUGAACGCGAAGUUGGAAAAAAGUGGCUGA